UAAUGAUAAUAUUAAAUAUAGAUACAUUAAGAAAGUAAACCAAUUAUGGAUAAACUCAAUUGCAUCCCAGAAUUAUUGCCAAUCCUAAUGAAAAUAUCAAUUAAAUACUCCCAACCAUAAAUAUGAGAUACUUACCAUAUUUCAGUGAUUAAAUAGAUGAUGCUGGAUGGGGUUGCGCUUGGAGAAGUAUUUAGAUGAUGCUAUCUUCAUAAUAUAACAUAACUCCUGAAUUCAGAUGGUUAUUCAGCUUCUUUGGGUCAAAAACAAUUUUAGAAAAAAUUUAUAUGCAUAUGAACCAACUAGAUUAAGUUCCACAAUAUCUUUCUAAUUCUUAAUAUGCUCCUCAUGAUUUAGCUAAUGGAUGGGCAGAACCGUACAUAGGCCAUCUUAUUCUUUAUUAUAUGGGGUUUGAGUCCAAGUUAUUUUUAAUCAACGGAUAUCCACCUAAAUCCAACGCACCAAAAGAAGUAUUUACAGAAACUUAAACAUUCCCUUAAUUUUAGCAAUUUUUAUAAGAGCAUUUCCUUCUGAGAAAGUCUCCCAUUUAAAUUGAUGAUUCUUAAUAUAGUAUGGUUAUUCAUGAUUAUAAAAUUGAUGGAAAUAAUACAAUCCUAUUUAUUGGAGAUCCACAUAUCUAUUACAUAUAAAAUAAUCAUUAGAAAAUUGGAUUGUAUACAGUCACAUUAAAUGAGAAGGGUGAUUAAAUUGCUAAUUCUAUUACUCCUGAUUAAGAGCAGUUUUAUAUGUAUACUAAUUCUUAUAAAACACUUCAUUUUAAUGAAAAGUAUUGGAUGGCAACAUGUAUAAUGAAAAGUUAAGAUGUCUGGUUGGAUUGGAGAGAAAGAUAGUUGAUUAUUUGA
Messenger RNA from Paramecium pentaurelia, 860 nucleotides. Lineage: Eukaryota; Ciliophora; Oligohymenophorea; Peniculida; Parameciidae. The record is from the annotation of a GenBank genome assembly.